Messenger RNA from Rubroshorea leprosula, 633 nucleotides. The record is from the annotation of a GenBank genome assembly. Lineage: Eukaryota; Viridiplantae; Streptophyta; Magnoliopsida; Malvales; Dipterocarpaceae.
GAGUUCCUUAAAUAUAACUCCCCUGAUAUUGCUCCUACAAAUAAGACUGUGGUUCACAUUGGUUGGUCACCGCCACCUCCUGGUUUCUUGAAACUUAACACUGAUGGUUCUGCCCAAGGGAACCCAGGGAUGGCUGGUGCAGGAGGUAUAUUCAGAUAUCAUAAUGGUUCCUGGAUCUAUGGUUACUCUAGAAGAGUUCGCUUUACCACUAGUCUUGCUGUUGAACUUUGGGCCAUUAGGGAUGGUUUAGAUAUUGCUGUUAGCAGAGGAAUCUCCAAACUUAUUUUGGAAACAGAUUCCAAAGUUGCAGAAAUUCUUCUUAAAUCUGCAGACCAUAACUUCCACUCACUUGGUGUGCUUAUUCAUGACUGCAGGCGUCUCAUGCAAGGAGUUCCUGACUUUCAAAUUCACCAUAUCUACAGGGAGGCUAAUGCGGCUGCAGACUUUUUGGCCAAACUUGGUGUUUCCUCUUCUUUUGACUUUAUGUUGUAUGAUGAGAAACUUAUUGAGCUCUCUUGUAUUUUGUUCUAUGACUGUAUUGGAACUGUUGUUCCGAGAACUAUUGUAGCCGUUUAAGUCUUAUUUAUUUAAUCCUCCCAUUACUACAAAAAAAAAAAAAGGUUCACAUUUAUU